CUCCUCUCAUCCCUUCCUCCCUCCAAUAUCCUUCUCUUCUAUCUCCAUCCCAUAUUUCACAUUCUCACAUUCACCCAAACCCUCAAAACUCUCUCUCUCUCUUCUCUCUCUCCAAAAAUACUAUAGCUAAGCUCGGCUCCCUCCUCAACCUGAUAAGGCAGUGCCUGUCCAACAAGUUCAGUGCAUCAAGUUUUUCAUAUAUUAUUCCUUCUCUGAUAUGAUAUAAUUGAUGGCACAUGCAAGAAGAUCAUCGGCAACACAAAGAGUACUCGUGCAGCAGCAGCACCACAUACUUGAUGGCCGAUUUAUUAUUAGGAACAUGAGACUGGUAGCUAGAAGGAAAGUCAAGAGCCAUAGAUCACUGGGAUUAAUGGGACUCCAAAGAUCAUCAGCUUCCUACAAACAGAGUGUGCAAUCUAUUCAAAGAACAACGAAAGACGAGAACAAAGGCCGUGAUCUCUCCACAAAGACGAGAACGGCGCCACUCCUGAGUGACCCUAACACAAAUGAUCCUGUAUCUUUGGAUUCAAGUUAUAAUUCUUGGGUGGAGGAACACCCAUCUGCAUUAGACUCAUUUGACAGAAUGAUGAAAACCGCAAAGGGGAAGAGGAUUGUCGUGUUUUUAGAUUACGACGGGACGCUCUCUCCUAUUGUAGAUAAUCCCGACCGUGCCUUAAUGUCUGAAGAGAUGCGCGCAGCACUACGUGGAGUUGCAAAAUAUUUUCCAACAGCAAUAAUUAGCGGUAGGAGCAGAGACAAGGUAACAGAAUUUGUAAAGUUGAGUAAUGUUUAUUAUGCUGGGAGCCAUGGAAUGGACAUAAUGGCCCCGCCAAUUCCAGUUAAGUCCAGUACUGCUGGCAAUCACCAAACCAUAGCCCCUCAUGGAAAGGAGAGUACUGAAGUUCUUUUUCAACCUGCUAAGAAAUUCUUACCUGCAAUUCAAGAGAUAGUCACAAUGUUAGAAGAAAAGACAAAGAAAAUACAAGGUGUCAGGAUAGAGGAUAAUGGCUUCUGCGUCUCUGUACAUUUUCGGCAGGUUCGAGCAGAGGAUUAUGGCAUCUUGGAAGAGAAGGUCAAGUCUGUAGUUGAAAAAUAUCCAGAGUUUCACCUAACUGAAGGCAAAAUGGUUUUGGAAGUAAGACCAUCCAUAGAAUGGAACAAAGGGCAUGCCCUGGAAUACUUACUCGACACUCUAGGGUUUAGCAAUUCCAGUGAUGUCCUCCCACUGUACAUUGGGGACGAUCGAAGUGAUGAAGAUGCUUUUAAGGUCAUUCGAAGUAGAGGACAAGGGUAUCCAAUCAUUGUUUCUUCAACUCCAAAGGAUACGAAAGCUUCAUACUCCUUGCAAGACCCCUCAGAAGUACUAUCAUUCUUGUUAAGAUUAGCAAGGUUGAAGGAAGCAUCUUUUUCGAGCAGAACACUUAAAAAUGGUUCUAGCUAAAUGAAACAGAGAUCGAUCGAGCUGGUGAUUAAGAAGUUGCAGCAAAUCAAGAAUUUUGGUCUUGUACAUCGCAUAUAUAUUAUACGCAAAAGAAGGGUAUAUAUAAUAUAUGUUGAGUUUCCAUUUAUCUUAUGAAUGAGAUUACGUACCACCUAUCGGUCCUAAA
Carya illinoinensis is the source of this 1607-nucleotide messenger RNA. Its product is annotated as probable trehalose-phosphate phosphatase D. Gene Ontology annotation, biological process: trehalose biosynthetic process. Bases 230 to 1441 code for a protein of 403 amino acids. The transcript is spliced from 11 exons. NCBI's taxonomy places the organism in Eukaryota, Viridiplantae, Streptophyta, Magnoliopsida, Fagales, Juglandaceae. Gene Ontology annotation, molecular function: trehalose-phosphatase activity. The record is from RefSeq and is a predicted model, not a curated record.